UCAGGCGGCUGCGGCUGCCCACGCGGCUCACCAUGGGCGCGGGGCUCCGGGCGCUGUCCGCGGUGCCGGCCGUGCUGCUGGCCCUCACGCUGCAGGGGCUGCCCGUCUGGGCGCAGAACGAUACGGAGCCCAUCGUGCUGGAGGGCAAGUGUCUGGUGGUGUGCGACUCGAACCCGGCCACGGACUCCAAGGGCUCGUCUUCCUCCCCUUUGGGGAUCUCGGUCCGGGCGGCCAACUCCAAGGUCGCCUUCUCGGCCGUGCGGAGCACCAACCACGAGCCUUCCGAGAUGAGCAACAAGACGCGCAUCAUUUACUUUGAUCAGAUCCUAGUAAAUGUGGGAAACUUUUUCACAUUGGAGUCUGUCUUUGUAGCACCAAGAAAAGGAAUUUACAGUUUCAGUUUUCAUGUAAUUAAAGUCUACCAGAGUCAAACAAUCCAGGUUAACCUGAUGCUAAAUGGAAAACCGGUAAUAUCUGCCUUUGCUGGGGACAAAGACGUUACUCGUGAAGCUGCCACUAAUGGAGUCCUGCUCUACCUAGAUAAGGAGGAUAAGGUUUACCUAAAACUGGAGAAAGGUAAUUUGGUUGGAGGCUGGCAGUAUUCCACAUUUUCUGGCUUUCUGGUGUUCCCCCUAUAGAAUCUGCUUUCUCCGUGAUGUUUAUCCAGGUGAGGGGCUGCCCACCCCUGCGUUAUUUGAAGAUCAUUUUUUCAUCAUUGGAUUGAUGUUUUUUAUUGACUUCUCAUGGGUGAAUAUGGAGUCUCUUUAAGGAUUCUAGGCCUGUCCAAACCAAUACAAAGUUUCACAGAUUAUUUUUAUGUGUGUGUGUUUCAGUAUAUUUGGAUUGGGACUCAAAGCAGACAAGACCUAUCUAUGCUUAAAUGUAACAGUUAAAAGCUGUCUGCAAGGUUUAUCGUGAAUUUAGUUUCCUGAAAUUAAUGAAUUCGUUGCAGAUGUGGAAUUUUAUUUCUUUAUUUUUUAAAGACUGGUAUCUGGGUCUAAGAAUUAGAAAACUCUAAGUUCCGACUUCAAGCAACGAUUUGUGUAUUACUGCCAAAGAACUGUAUACUGUGUUGAAAUAUUGAUUACAUGUGUUUUUAUUCUUUUGGAUUUAGUUUAUUUUGUUUUCCUAAGGUAACUGGGAACUGUUUUUAGUGACUGGCUUGUGUCUUCUCUACAAACAGGGGAAUGAAUGAUUUGCCCUUGACUCUGAGAUCAGAAACAUGACUUCCCUAAAAAAUAAAAUUAAAAAAAGAAUGCUUCAUAGUUGUAUUUUAAUUGUAUAUGUGAAAGAGUCAUAUUUUCCAAGUUAUAUUUUCUAAUAGGAAGAAUAGAUCAUAAUUCUGAUGAGGAAAAAAUUGCUUACCCAAGCUCUAAGUGCUCAAUCCCCAACUCUCAGCAGACAGCUCUCCUCCGCAGGAAAUCUUCUACUUUAUUGCUCAACUUUAAUUAACAUGAUUGAUAAUAACUGCUUUAUUAAAAACCUAAGGGAUUUUUUUCCUUAGACAUGACCACUUUAUUAACUGGAGAUGGGAUGCUCCCAUUUUUAAUUAUACCUAUUUUUCAAACCUUCUGUUGUGUUUGAAGUAUCAUCUGGUUUUGCCUUAACUCCUUAAAUUGUAUAUAUUUAUCUGUUUAACUAAUAUUAAAUCCAAAUAUCCCGUAUUUAA
Choloepus didactylus (southern two-toed sloth) is the source of this 1669-nucleotide messenger RNA. It is a transcript of the gene CBLN4, whose product is annotated as cerebellin 4 precursor. Lineage: Eukaryota; Metazoa; Chordata; Mammalia; Pilosa; Megalonychidae. Bases 33 to 638 code for a protein of 201 amino acids. The transcript is spliced from 3 exons. Gene Ontology annotation, molecular function: protein binding. The record is from RefSeq and is a predicted model, not a curated record.